AUGAAGCUCCGACUUCUGAAUGAAGACGCCGAAGCGACGGAUUCGACUCCAGUGGUCGGCGUGGGCUGGCUGAACAACGAGACGGCACUUUACAUUGGAGAUGAUAAGCGGCUGAUGCAAUGGUCGACGGAGAACAGUCAAGGACAGGAGGUCGCCAAUUAUAACAGGUAAAAUACGGUACUGGGAGUUGGUUUCGAUUCGAAAAAUUUUGAAAAACAGCUAAUAUGGAAUUCAAAAAAACUGAUUUUUGACGUCAGCAUUGUGAAAAAAAAGUCAAGAUGCCAGCGGCAGUCUAAAAAAUCCUAUUAGCAUUUUCACAGAGUGCCUGGACAUCUAUCGCGGUCCGCACUAUGCUCAAAAGCCCCCAAUUUUUUGCACCGUGCAUUCACCUUUUUUUGUUGUUGCACUGUGCAUUUGAAAUAUCGCUGCGACAUAAGCUUUUUUCAUCUGCGCCGCCGCGAGAAUUUGCACUGUGCAAACGACCUUUUUUUCGUUUUGCACUGUGCGUUUGAAAUAUCGCUGCGACAUAAGCUUUUCUCAAGUGCGCCGCCGCGAGAAUUUGCACUGUGCAAACGGCCUUUUUUUCGUUUUGCACUGUGCGUUUGAAAUAUCGCUGCGACAUAUCUGUCUGUCGGAAAAAUAACGGCGGAUCGUCGCGCCUCGGAAUCGCCCAUCAUCGCUUUGCGACUUCAAGCAGCGGCUUGGGAUUUGGUGCGCGAUAGCGGCGAGGCGAGACAUUUUGCUGCGACGAUCCGCCGUUAUUUUCCCGACAGACUGAUAAGCUUUUUUCAUCUGCGCCGCCACGAGAAUUUUGCACUGUGCAUUGACCUUUUUUUGGUUUUGCACUGUGCGUUUGAAAUAUCGCUGCGACAUAAGCUUUUCUCAACUACGUCGCCGCGAGAAUUUGCACAGUGCAAACGGCCUUUUUUUUGGUUUGCACGGUGCGCAAAGUGAAAAUUCCACAGCGCGUUGGCGACAAAAUUUCGUGCGAGAGCGAAAAAAAUAUCCAGGCAUUUUGUGAAAAUGCUAAUAGAAUUUUCAUAAAGUGCGUAGAUUUUUGUCAUGUGCACAAAAAUAUACCAUUUGCACAGUGAAAAUAAAUAUUUCGAAAAGGAUGUGAAAAAGCAAAAUGCACGGUGCAAAAGUCUACGCACUUUAUGAAAAUACUAGGAGAACUACAGGGUCUAAAAUAUGAGGAAAGUGCCAACACUUGCAAAUUAUGCACUUUUUCUUAAAGACUAUAUCAAGAAACCCCAAAAAAUCCGACAUUUCCUGGUGAUUUUCAACCGAAAAAGUUCGAAAUUUCUCGAUCAUUUUCAACCGAAAAAACCUGGUUUUCGGGGUAGAGAUACCUCUACUUCAGAAAGAGAGUACAAACUGAGGUCGUAGCGACCUCAGUUUGUACUCUAAAAGCUUGUUAUUUCGUAGACAAAAACUUAUGUCUUUUAAAAAUACACAUUUUAAAUACGAAGUCUCUGCGCCGCCUCCGUCGGAAGUUACAGCCUUCCACUUUCCUUCACGUUUUUUGUAAGACCCUGUAGUUCGUCCAGAAAGUCGCUGGAAUUACUUCGGAGACAUGCACUGUGCGAAAGCGAAGGAUUACUUUGCACUGUCCAAUUUCUGGCUUUUUGCACCGUAUAAUCGACUUUUUUGGGCUGUCUCUCGGACCCUGGUUUUUUUCGCACAGUGAAAACACCAAAAAUCGAUCCAGCGACUUUCCGAACGGACUAGGAGGCGUGCCAUUUUUCAUGUUAAAAAUUGGGAAAAAAGUUCAUGUUUUUUUUCCAAAUUUCAACCAAAAAAUCUCGGUGGUUUCUGCAAAUUGCGAGCUAGGGGUUUUGCAUCUACACUACGUAUAAGAUAAUGAACUCUGUCUUUAUUGACAUUCAGCACCUCUUAUCCCAUCCAAAUGGACGUUCUGCAUCGGCAAGUCAACACCGGCGCCAAAGCCAACACCGCCGAGCUCAUUCUGAUCGCAACAUCGGAUGGAAAAGUUCAGCAUGUGAAUGGGAACACCUCCAAAAUUGACAAGAUAAUUGAUGCGCACGAAGGGGCCACGUUGUGCGUGAAAUGGAGCCACGAUGGAACCGGGUUUCUAUCGAGUACGUUAGCAUCGAAAAAUCUUUAUUUCGUACAAAAACAAUCGGACAAAAAGAUACCUAAGAAUCCGAAAAAACUUUUGGUUCACCCUAAUAAUAUUUUUUCAUGAUAUAUCUUCAUUUUACAGCCGGUGAGGACGGCGCUCUAAAGACCUGGAGCCGCAGCGGGAUGCUCCGCAGUGUCCUAACCCAAGUCGGACGCCCCAUUUACGCGGCGGAUUGGAACGGCGACGGCAGCCGAGUCGUGUACACACUCGGUGACAAUUGCGUGAUCAUGUCGCUGAAGAACCAAGCCCAGCCCACCAAAUGGAAGGCCCAUGAGGGCAUUGUGCUGUGUGUGGCGUGGUCCAAGGCCGUCGAUCUGAUUGUGAGCGGCGGCGAGGACAAUCGCUAUCGAGUGUUCGACUCGUUCGGCAGACCGUUGUACACCUCGAAUCCGCAUAACUACCCGAUCACGGCGUUGGCGUGGAAUUCGGAUGGGGAGUUGUUUGCGGUCGGAAGUUUCAAUGUGCUGAGAUUGUGCGAUCGCGCUGGAGUAAGUGUAGAAUAUUAUUUGGACACAUUUUUUUGAUAUUUUUGCGCAGUGCAGUUUUGUAGUUGAAAUUAGACUUAUACUUUUGCACAGCGCAGUUUUCUAGUUGAAAUUGGCCUAUGUUUUUUGCACAGUGCAAUUCCAUAGUGCAAAAAACCUAUAUUAUUUUUGUACAGUGAAAUUCAGCAAGCUAAAUAUGGCACUAUUACUGCACAGUGCAGUUUUCUAGUUGAAAAAAACCUAUAUUUUUGCAUAGUGCAGUUUUCUAACUGAAAUUAGCCUAUAUUUUUGCACUGUGCAGUUUUCUAUUUGAAAAAAGCCUAUAUUUUUGAACUGUGCAGUUUUCUAGUUGAAAUAAGCCUACGGUUUUGCACAGUGCAUUUUCUAGACUAAAUAAGCAUAAAUUUUCGAGUUUUGGGCAGUGCAAUUUCAUAGUUGAAAUUGGCCUAGAUCGCACUGUGCAAUUUUUCGGUAGAAAAAAGCCUAUAUUUUUGCACAGUGCAGUCUUCUAGUAGAAAAAAACCUAUAUGUUUGCAUAGUGCAAUCUUCCAGACAAAGUAAGCCUAAAUAUUUGCGCGCUGGAGUAAGUGUUUAAUAAAUUUUCGACACUUUUUUGGAUAGUUUUGCACAAUUCAAUUCAUUAGGCUUAAUAAGCCUAAAUUUUUGCACAGUGCAAUUUUUUAGUUGAAAAGAGCCUACAUUUUUGCACAGUGCAGUUCGCUAGGCUAAAAAAGCCUAUAUUUUUGCACAGUGCGAAAUUUUACUACCUCUCGCCUAAACGUACUUAGCAACUUCAAUUUUUUAUUUCAGUGGUCGCACUCCGUCGAACGUCGCCCAGUGGGCUCGAUUUAUCAGCUUUCCUGGUCGUUGGACGGCACUCAACUUGCCGCUGCAGGUGCCUCAGGGCAAAUUCUUGUCGGGACUGUGGUUGAUCGGUAUGAACUCGCUUUUAAGCUACCAAAAUUUAAACAAUUUUACUCAAGAUCAAACAAUUUUGCCCAAAAUCGCAUAAAAUUAAAAAAAAUCCAAUUUUUUCCUUUUCAGACGCCUUUGGUGGCACAAUUUGGAGGCGGUUCAAGUCGAGAAUCGUCGCAUCGACCUGCGCGAUGUCAUGUCGGAAGUGGCUAAGGAAAAAUUGGAGGUGAAAAAUCGCGUCACCCGACUGCAGCUGGGCUACGGACAGCUGGUCGUGUCGACCACGAAACAGUUGUACAUAUUCAGUGCCAAAAAUUGGAAUACCCCCAUAAUCAGCGAGCUAAAGGAUGGGAAUGUGACGUUGAUUCUGCUGUGUGAAAAGUCAGUAUUUUUGCUGAUUUUUUUAUUUUCCCAACAUACUUAUAGUCAUCAAAACACAAACUUUUUUAAAAAUUUUUACAUUUUUUCUAUGCAUGUAAAACUUCCAGAUUUUUCAUGCUCGUGGACGGCGGCCUUGCCCAAGUCCUCAACUACGAAGGGCGUCAGCAAUGCACGCUGCGGCAGAACAACGGCAUCAACAUGGCCGACCAUCUGACCGACCGGACCGCCGCCAUCUCCAACGAUGUGUGUGCGCUGAAGGACAAACAAAACCCCAACGUUUUGCAUCUGUAUGAGACCAAGACCGGGAAGACGGCCGGCGACGGACGCAUCGCGCAUUCGGUGGAGAUUGUGGAGGUGGCGCUGAAUCAGUGCGGGCCGCUGAGCGAGCGGCGAAUCGCGUUCGUGGACGUGAAUUCGGACUGUUUCUUGGGCAAAAUCAAUUCGUAUGGGGCGCUCAGGAGAUACGAAAAGUUGGGUGAGUGAAUUAUAAUAUAGCUAAUUUGGCCGCCAUCAGUCUGUCGGGGAAAUAAUGAGCACUUUGCUUCGCAUAGGCGCGAGAAAUCCACAUUUUUUCCCCGACUCGCAUAGCGCUGUCGUCGGCCUUCUGAUCCAUAGUGUAGAAAUUUGAAGCCUCUCCGGUAGUUUCAGCAUCAGAAAAAAGCGUUCAGGAUUGGUGUGAUUGUCAAAAAAACGGUCAAAAGUCUUUAUAACGGCGAGAGGCGCUGGGAGAAGGGGGGAGGUGGUCACCAAUCCAAAGUAAGAAGAGUAUAGGGUUUAUUGAGACGAGAUGAGUCACACAUACAAACAACCGAAAAUCCGGAGACAGAAUUAAAAGAUAUUGGGAUUUUCUGUUGUAUUUAUACUUCCUGGUUCAUUCAAAUUUCCUGAGAACUUGGGUGAGAACCCAACAUCUCCGCCGACGCGUAACAUAGUGUUUUCGGCGGAGACUUUUGACCGUUUUUUUUGUAAUCACACCAAUCUGAAAUGCUUUAUUAUGAUGCCGAAACUACCGGAGAGUCUUCAAAAUAUAUUAUCGAGCCUCGCCAAAUUCCUCCAUUUUCCAGACACCGCCAUCUCCAACAUCCACUUCAACAACCUCACCAACAUGUUGGCCGCGUUCCGCGACCGCCGCGUCAUCUGUUUCUCCCUCCCUUCCAUCGUGUUCACCGACCGAGAGCUGUUGUCGCGGACGUGUGUGACGGUGGAGAGCGAGGACAUGGGACGGUCGGCGUUUGUGGUCGGGUUCAUUGGGAACGGCGUUACGGUAAGACGCUCGGACGGGAGCCUCGUCAUCGCCUAUGUGCCGCCAUUUCUGAGUGGAAUUUACAAAUGCUUCGCGAAAAAUGAGUGGGACAAGGCGCUGCGAAUGUGCAGAACGGUGAAGGUGAGCGGGGAAAUAGCAAAAAAACUGUAAAUUUUUACAGAGGAAGUGCCCCAAGCGCGACGUUCAGAUUUUGAUGAAACUUGGCACAAAUUUAAAAUAGUUUUUUCUAAACCAUAUACGAGAAUUCUAGCUCACAUUUUUCAUAAACAACCGAAAUUUUUAAGUCGAAAGUUGGAAAAAAUGCGAAAAUUUUUUUCCGAAUUUUGCCAUGAAAAGUUUCAUGCCUAUUUCUACCAUAGAGGGUGAUGUUUCUACAAAAAAUCAAUUUUUUCCCCACAAAACUGGCAGAUACGGCCAAAAAUUGUGUUUUCUCAGACCGCUCUCCGCGUUUCUCGUACUCUCUCGGCCGCAAAGAUUGUUCAAUAUCUCGGUUGCGACUGCAAAUCGAGAGCUAAAAGUUUGAGGAAUUGAUAUGUGGGCUAUGCCAAAAACGUGUGCAGGAUUUCGAGAAAAUCUGAGCGUCCACAUGGGUACAGUGGAACCGAAAAUUCGGGACACCCGGAAUUUAGAAAAACCACCGUAACGUCCGUGUAUCGAAGCCAAAUGCGAUGAAACUUUGCAUAGUUGAUUCCUAAAGGCUGUGUAAUACUCGUGUAAAAUUUCAUGACAUUUGGAAAAGAACCCCCUGAGAUAUGACCAAAAGACGGGGAGGAAACAAAAGGGUUUCGUUGUAAAUACAAAAGCCUUACGAUUAGAAAUGAAUUUUUAAGAUCUUAAAAUUGGAAAUUAGUCGUUAUAGAGAGGUUUUAUUGUACGAAAAGUUGUUCUACAGGGCAACUUUUUUUAUUCUCUGCAGUGAAAAUUUAGAAAAAAUAUUCAAAUUUUUUUUAGGAAGACUACCUAUGGGCUACGCUGGCUGGCGCUGCGGCUAUGAAUCAGAAUUAUCGGAUCGCCGAGAUUGCCUAUAGCGAACUUUUGGAAGUGGAAAAAGUCUAUUAUUUGGGCGAGAUUAGCGCCGAAACCAAGAAGGAACGUCGAAACGCUGCGAUGGCACUCUUCAAUGGCAAUUUACGAGACGCCGAAGCGGCGCUAAUUCAAGCCGGAGAGUUUUUCAGAGCCAUCAUGUUGAAUUUGAGCAUGUUCAAGUUUGAAAGGUAAAAAAAUUCAAAAAAAUCGCAUUUUUAUUAAAAAAAAUUACAAGAAACCUUUUUUAGAGCUCUCGAACUCGCGGUGAAGCAUAACAUCCAUGUGGAUACGGUUCUCGGCUACAGAAAAAGGUAUUUGGAAGAGACUGGACGAAAAGAGAACGAUCAAAAGUUCCUGAAACACUAUGCCAAUUACGAAAUCGAUUGGCAACAUAUUCGAGAGCAGGUCAAGCAUGAUUUGGCCAAAAAUUAA
This is a messenger RNA of Bursaphelenchus xylophilus (pine wood nematode), 6649 nucleotides long. Lineage: Eukaryota; Metazoa; Nematoda; Chromadorea; Rhabditida; Aphelenchoididae. The record is from the annotation of a GenBank genome assembly.